CAAUCGCUGAGAUCUUUUAUCUGCUCGACACCGAUGUCCGAGAGAUUGGACCCAUGUUGGAUUCAAAUCUCCAACGUGUGGACAACUAAAAUCUAACUUAUCGACGUUAAUCUCUUAAUUCUUGCGAGCCACCCGCUGAGCCGUGACGUUCGGUGCAGUCCGUAACUUCACGCAUCCGAAGAAAAGGCUUUAGCGUGACUUAGGCGAUGUAUUUUGGGUGGAUGGAGUGUGAACCAUAGCCUACUUGUCUUGCAAACUUUCCCUCGGUGGACGUCCACGUUGGCAGUCGCAAUAGUCUCUUCAUCUGAUUCGGCUGUAGCGUUCGUCGUUUGUGUGGUGGAUGGGUCGGAACGCCAUCAACUCCCUCACCCACCUUUUCUCGAAGAGACAUCUCAUCAUCUGUUUAGAGUGCUCGACAUAAUGACAGUCGCGUCGGCUCUUCCCUCAGCCACCCACCGCACGACGUGACUGCCUCUCCAUCCUCGCGUCGUCCGGUGAGUUCGACGGUACGAAGGCCGCUGUUACAGCCAGCGACAGGCCACGCACCACUCCGGCGAACGGGCAUGUCAGAGGCUCAAGCCCACUCCUCCCAUUGGCCUCGUCUUCCGUGGACCCCGCCCAGCGUGAGGCCGAGGCCCACCUGUCUUGCCCGGGUGUGGGGUCCACGAGGAUUCGUCUCACGUUAUAUUUAGAUUCGGCGACAGCGGUGUCUGUGAUUUCAUGUGCGGCCUCGGGGCGGACAGGAAACAGGCUUCUUCUCUCGGACGAGCAGUGUGGACCCCUCGACUGAGAGGCGGAGAGAAGCAAGGAGGAGGAGGGAGGGGGCUGUGAUGUGGAACGAAAACCGCGUCAGAGCAACCUAAAGAAGGUUAAAAAGGAAGGAAUGGGCGUUGGUCUCCGUCCCGUCCACUCGACCAAAAAUGCCCUCCUCCCCUUCUCGCACUCUCCUUCCGUCUCCCCCCUUAUUCCUGGGCAGAGAACAUAAAAUAUGUGAAAGAAACGACUUACAAGACAGAGGCGAAUAAAAAGAAAGAAAGCCACCCGUGAAUCUCUGUUAGCAUCUAUAUGAUCCAUCGACGACGACAGCGACGAUUCGGAAGGUGGAGGUCUGGAGGGGGAGGAGGAGGAGGAGGAGGAGGAGAGGGUAAAGAAGAGGAAGGAGAGACAAGAUGAUGGGAGAUGGCGGGGUAAAGCAGAUCCUGGCCAAGCCGAUUCAGCUGGCGGACCAGGUGAGUAAAUGGGCGGACGACGCCCACUCGUUCAAGCAGGACUGCGCGGAGCUGAAGGCCAAAACGGAGCGCCUGGCGGGGCUGCUGCGGCAGGCCGCUCGCGCGGAUCUCUACGAACGCCCCACCCGCCGCAUCAUGGACGACACGGAGCAGGUCCUGGACAAGGCCCUCGCCCUCGUCGAGAAGUGCCGCGCCCAUGGCCUUGUCCGCCGCCUCUUCACCAUCAUCCCCGCCACCGCGUUCAAGAAGAUGUCCACCCAGCUCGACAACUCCAUCGGCGACGUCUCCUGGCUCAUCCGCGUCUCCUCCUCCUCUGGCUCCGACGACGGCGACUUCGACACCCACCUCGGCCUCCCCCCCAUCGCCCAGAACGAGCCCAUCCUCUUCCUCAUCUGGGAGCAGAUCGCCACCAUGCACACCGGCUCCCUCGACACCCGCGCCGACGCCGCCGCCAGCCUCGUCUCCCUCGCCCGCGACAAUGAUCGCUACGGCAAGCUCAUCAUCGAGGAGGACGGCGUUGGCCCCCUCCUCCGCCUCGUCAAGGAGGGCCGCCCCGAGGGCCAGGAGAGCGCCGCCCACGCCAUCGGCCUCCUCGCCCGCGACCCCGAGAGCGUCGAGCAGAUGGUCCUCGCCGGCGUCUGCUCCGUCUUCUCCAAGGUCCUCAAGGACGGCCCCAUGAAGGUCCAGGCCAUGGUCGCCUGGGCCGUCGCCGAGCUCGCCGCCAGCCACCCCAAGUGCCAGGACGUCUUCGCCCAGAACCACGUCGUCCGCCUCCUCGUCAGCCACCUCGCCUUCGAGACCGUCCAGGAGCACAGCAAGUACACCGUCCCCUCCAAGGGCAUCUCCAUCCACUCCGUCGUCUUGGCCAACAACAGCACCAACACGACCGCCAACGCCGCGGCGGCGAUGGCCCUCGACAACGGCGCCGAGCAGGCCCUGGUCAAGCAUCCGAACACGAUCACAGACCAGAACGCCAGCAAGAACCAGAUGCACUCCGUGAUCGAGUCCACUAUGGCCGCCAAAUCCAGUAAAACCCCGGCCAACACCAAAAGCCACACGAACCCCCACGUCGCCGGCAGCAACGGCAAGCAGCAAAAGGUGCCCCUCUCCGGAGCCAGCAUCAAGGGGCGGGAGUUCGAGGACCCGGCCACCAAAGCCUACAUGAAAGCCAUGGCCGCGAAGGCCCUGUGGCAGCUCGCCAAGGGCAAUCCCUCCGUCUGCAAUAGCAUCACCGAGUCCCGGGCCCUCCUCUGCUUCGCGGUGCUCCUCGAGAAAGGGGCGGAAGAGGUCCAGUACUAUUCCGCCAUGGCCCUGAUGGACAUCGCGCGCGUGGCGGAGCAGCAUUCGGAUCUCAGGCGGUCCGCGUUCAAGCCGAGUUCGCCGGCGGCGCGGGCGGUGGUCGACCAGCUUCUGAGGAUCGUAGAGAAGGCCGACUACGACGACCUCCUCGUCCCCUGCAUCGUCGCAUUAGGCAGCUUGUCGAGGACCUUCCGGGCGACGGAGACCCGGAUCAUAGCGCCGCUGGUUCGGUUGCUCGACGAGAGGGAAGCCAUCGUGUCCAAAGAGGCCGCGAUCGCCCUGACCAAGUUCGCCUGCACCGACAACUACCUCCACCUCGAUCACUCCAAGGCCAUCAUCAAUGCGGGAGGGGCGAAAGACCUGGUUCAGCUGGUGUAUUUUGGCGAACAGGCAGUGCAGGUCGCGGCAUUGAUCCUGCUGUGCUACAUCGCGCUGCAUGUGCCCGACAGCGAGGCGCUGGCCCAGGCCGAGGUCCUCACCGUGCUCGAGUGGUCUUCCAAGCAGGGGUACAUGGUUCAGGACCCGACCGUGGACACCUUGUUGCCGGAGGCAAAGGUGAGGCUGGAGCUGUACCAGUCGAGGAGUCGCAGAGGGUACCACUGAGAGUCCUCCACCACCACCCCCCUCCCCACCCCAAAAAGCACACCCCUUUCCGAGUCUCCGAUUGCCAGGAAUGUACAUACAUACAUACAUACAUACAUACUUCUUCCGUAUGCAUCCUUAAAAAGGUUACGUUGCACGCCCAAAACACCAUUUUGUUCGUCUGAUUUGUGGAACGCGCGUGCUUGCUGAAUUCAUGAUGGCUUAAGUCUGGGAAAUUUUGGUAGAGUGGGAGCAGAUCAUUCGUAUUAGGUAUUCUCAAGUUUAUUGAUUCGUUUUUAGUCU
This is a messenger RNA of Musa acuminata subsp. malaccensis (wild Malaysian banana), 3413 nucleotides long. RefSeq lists its product as uncharacterized. Lineage: Eukaryota; Viridiplantae; Streptophyta; Magnoliopsida; Zingiberales; Musaceae. The record is from RefSeq and is a predicted model, not a curated record. Gene Ontology annotation, biological process: cell surface receptor signaling pathway. Gene Ontology annotation, molecular function: protein binding.